AUGUCGCAGACUUCUCCAACGUCCCUAAGUUCUCCAAUACUUUCACCACUUUCUUCACCGGAUGGAGGAGGGUCUGACGGAACUGCUCUUGAUGGUGAGUCAUCAAUUCAACGACGACUUGACCGAAAACUUCGUCGCGAAGAACGCCGACAACUUCGUGAACAGAAACGCCAAGAAAUCGAACGAGAAUUCACGAAACAAGCAGAAGAGAGAAAACGCGAAAGACAAGCGACUUUAGAAAAGCUUGAAGAAAGUGAUAAGAAAGACGAGGCCGAGUAUCAAGAGUGGGUUGAGAAAAUUAAUACAUUGGAGAAGGAAGGUGAUAAAGGGCGAGAAAAGAUAGAACAGGAGUUGCAAGAGGAAAUAAAUAAGACAAGACAAGAACAAAAACGAACUUAUAGUCCAUCACAAGACUCUAACUUAUUUCCGAAAAUUUCCACGGCUGACUUAUCACAAGUUCAAUUACGAUCAUCACGGCGCGGUGUUCAAAAAGCUGAUGCAACGUCACUAUCUCAUGAUACAACAGAGGAGGAGAUAUCAAAUAACAAUGAUAAAAAAGACAUCCCUGAAAACUCUAAAAAGCUCGCGUCCAUCAUAACAAGCGGGGUCUUAUUAGAUGAACUCUCAAAAGAGGCACCGCUAACUGCUGAACCACAAGAAAUAGAAGUCGUCUUAACAUGGGAGAGUAAAAAAAAUGUCAAUAGCGCGCCUAGUCCGACAAAUAAAGAUGUGGAUCGUUUGAUUAUUAAGGAAGAAAGAAAAGAUACUGCAGAUGCCUUUAAGGUAGAUAUCGCAGAAAAUGAAAAAGUUGAAGAAUCCUACUCGCAAUCAAAUAUUGUCAAAGAAUCGGAAGUUAAACUUGCAGAUGAGAAAAAAUCAGUCUUAGAUAAAUGGAAUGAGCAAAAAGCAGCGACAGCUGCUUUAAAUACAGAAGGUGAUAAGAUAUCAAUAGGGGCAGACGAUUCUCAUGUGAAAAAAGUAACUGGAAUAAUUAAAAAAAAAUCUAUAGAAGUAAGCAGCAAAAACAACGAAAAUGCUAAUAUUAAAGUAUUAUCGAUCACAACAAAGGAUACUACUACAUUGUCUAGUUCUGAAACUGAGGUUGUUUCCGUAGAAAUUAAAAAAGGAAGUGUCGAAGAAGUGAUUUAUAAGGAAGAAGAGUCAAAGAAAAUAUCUCAGGGGAAGGAAAAAGUAGAGAUCAUUGAGCGUGAAGAGACUAUUAUACAAGAGAUACAAAUUUCAAAAGAACAAAACACAGAAGUUAGUGUUGUCGAAGUAACAAGUACAAAAGAUGAAAAAAUAAAUGAAAAAGAAUGGAAUUUACCAAAAGUUCCAGGCAAAAUACAAACAAAAGCAUUUUUAACUUCGAGUAAGGAAAAGGAAAUCGAAGCAUCUAAUCCUCCUCAAUCUGCCGAAAUUCCAACCGGCGUGUUGAAUAAAUUGCCGUGGAUGCAAAAAGAAAAGGAUGAAAGUACAAGUAAUACAUCAGCUUCAGCUCCACCUCCACCACGUAAAUUAAAUGCUGUUUUCCUUACUACCACUGAAAACACCGAAUCCGAUUCAACUACUACUGAGCCGUCCAAAUUAAAAACAGGUAAAAUCGAUUCAGCUAUCUCGCAACGACUCGAGAGUGUAUUGGGGAGUGGGAAAAUUCCGUUACCGGGUAUGGGACGUGGUGGAAGACGUAAAGUGCUUAUCAGUGCAGAAGAUGUAGAAGGUGAAGAAGAACGUGUUCGAAUAACAAAAGAUCGUCCACGACGUCCAAAACCAGCUCGUCCAUUACCUACACCCUCAAAAACAGAAAAAGUCGAUGACUCAAAAACAUCAAUUGAAAAAGAACAGAUUGAAGAAUCUUUAACUACAGAAACAAUUAUAACUACUGAAUCAGUCGAAAAAGUCGAGAUUUCUGGUAAAACUGUAGUUGAACCCUCGACAUUGGUAGUUGAGAAAGAAACAAUCAAAGUAAAAGAGAAGGAACAGGUGAAAGAGAAGGAACAGGAAGAGGUAAUUGGAACAGCUGAAGAAACAGUCAAAGAGACGGAAAAGGAAGAAGAGAAGGAACAGGAAGAAGAGGAGGAAGAGGUAAUUGGAACAGCUGAAGAAAAAGGAAUAGAUAAUGAAGUGGUUGUGGUGGAUGAAACUGAAGAAAAAGAAAAGGACAUAGAAAAUGAGGUGAUAAUCAUUGAAAAUGUAAAUUAA
Molecule: messenger RNA, 2199 nt
Organism: Ambispora gerdemannii
Lineage: Eukaryota; Fungi; Glomeromycota; Glomeromycetes; Archaeosporales; Ambisporaceae
Source: the annotation of a GenBank genome assembly